Messenger RNA from Tachysurus fulvidraco (yellow catfish), 6827 nucleotides. It is a transcript of the gene bcr, whose product is annotated as BCR activator of RhoGEF and GTPase. Bases 766 to 4779 code for a protein of 1337 amino acids. Gene Ontology annotation, cellular component: membrane. The record is from RefSeq and is a predicted model, not a curated record. Gene Ontology annotation, biological process: intracellular signal transduction; protein phosphorylation; positive regulation of GTPase activity. NCBI's taxonomy places the organism in Eukaryota, Metazoa, Chordata, Actinopteri, Siluriformes, Bagridae. The transcript has 23 exons. Gene Ontology annotation, molecular function: guanyl-nucleotide exchange factor activity; GTPase activator activity; protein serine/threonine kinase activity.
GGCUUUACAGACAGGAGCGCUGCGUAGCGACCAGUUUCUGAAUCUCCCCAAUAAUUAAACAGCGUGAUCAGAAAACGGGCGAAUAUCGUGACGAUUUUCUACAGUAUCAUAUACGACAAGACGAGACAAGAUCUGGAGACUGCGUUACGGAUAAGAAACCUUUUUCAUUUCUUUUUUUUUUUCUUGGGUUUUCUUUUUCUUUUUUUUUUAUUAUCACGUUUAGACGUCGGAACACAAAAGAGCUUUGGAGACGAUGGUGAUGAUGGUGAUGAAGAUGAUGGUGAUGAUGAUGAUGGAAAAACAGCUUCGCAUCACGAAUAGAUGCCGGACAACCAGAAGACUUUACACCUGUAUGAAGUAAAGGGGGAUUUUGGUGCUUGGAGAUCACAGGUGAUUCUCUAACAGACUGAUUGAGGUUUUUGUAGGAUUGUGUUCAGAUGCUGUCAUUGUGCUGUGGUCCUCUGUUGUGCUCCAGUAAGAAGGAUGCAUGGGAGUAUGCCAGCUUUCCUGUUGUUUCUCCCUGAUGUGCACGUUGAUACAUGGUUUGUUUUAAAAGGAAACAGUGUGUCAGAGAAGAAAUCCAUAUUUUUAAAAGCAACCACUGGCAAAUCUUGAACAAUCUGUGUUUUACACAAGGUUCUUUCUUGUUAUAAGCUCCUGCUGUCGGGUUUUGCAAAUUAAGUUUUAUUUAAGCAAGUCGCUUUGAGGUGACUGCAUCAACCUUGCAUACUUGAAUUAUUUUUAUUCCUAAAUAACUUGUCGAGGAUGGUAGAGCCUGUGGGAUUUAUUGAGGCCUGGAAGGCACAGUUUCCGGAGUCCGAGCCUCCGAAGAUGGAGCUGAGGUCUGUGGGAGGCAUCGAGCAGGAAUUGGAGAAGUGCAAGGUGUCUAUUAGACGGCUGGAGCUGGAGGUGAACAAAGAGCGUUUCCGCAUGAUCUACCUCCAGACUCUGUUAGCUAAAGAGAGAAAAAGUUAUGACAGGCAGCGUUGGGGCUUCAGGAAGGCACAGAUGGCUGAGGGGGAUGCUCAAGCAGGUGGAGCUGACCCCCAGCACUCACAAAUGCAGGAGCUUAGUCAGGGGGAUCGCACAAGAUUCCAACCUGUAGGAGAAGCCAGGCCUAAACCACGGCCUCCUCCGGCUAGGAAAUCCGCCUCGCACGGAGAUGGACUGGAACUGCAGUCAGCCUUUGAGCCCCACCAACUAGGGCAGGGCAGUGAGACAGAUGGGCUCUCACCAUCUAAACAGAGGGGAGGAGUCUCUCCUCGCAGACCGCAUCCUCCUCCUGACAAGGAGCUCCCAUCUGACCCAUGUCCUAAGGACAAGCCAGGCAUGGGACUUGGCGUGGCUGCUUUGCGCUCUAACUUUGAGCGGAUCAAACGAGCAAACUCACACUCAGCUGGGGAUGGAAGAGGAGGCCAGGACAAGCAGCCUUUCUACACCAACAUGGAAUUCCAUCAUGAAAAGGGCCUAGUGCGAGUUAAUGAUCGUGACGUCUCGGACAAAAUCAGUUCCCUUGGCACACAGGCCGUGCAAAUGGAGCGCAAGAGGUCCCUCCAUUCCCUGCCUGGCAACUUAGCCACUGUCGCUGGUGACUUGCGCCCCAGGCCUGUCUGUAGGGGCCGGUCCAGUGAGAGCACCUGUGGCUAUGAUGCUGAAUGUGAAGACGGCGAACCCAGCCCUCGUUACAACAGAGAUGGGACUGCUCGGCCAAACGGAAACAAACCACCACCUCCACCAUGGCAUCCAACAGAUUUUCAGCCCUACAGUGGGGUUUACGUGACUAGUGAAAGCAGUGAUGGUCGGGUCACGAUGCGAGAGCAUGUCAGCAGUGAUGACCAUCACCUCACCUGGCCGAGGAGAUCGUACUCACCUGGAAGCUUGGAAGAUGUCGGUGGAGGAGGGGGAGGCUACACGCCUGACUGCAGCUCCAACGAGAACUUGACUUCCAGCGAGGACGACUUCUCAUCAGGACAGUCAAGUCACGUGUCACCCAGCCCAACCGCCGCAUUCCGCAGGCCCUUCAGGGAGAAAAGUCGCUCGCCCUCACAGAACUCUCAGCACUCACUGGACAGCAGUAGUCCUCCGACACCACAGUCCCAGAAGAGACACCGACAGCCACAUGUGGUUGUUUCAGAGGCCACUAUUGUCGGCGUCCGCAAAACGGGUCAGAUCUGGCCCCAUGAUGGAGACUCCGUCCCCUCUAUUAGGACGUCCCACGAAAACAGUUACCAUGGAGAUCUCGAUGGUCCAUUCACUGGAACCCCUCCUUCAUACGGUUACGAUGCUGACCGGGCCGAGGAGCAGCGUCGUCACCACGAUAUCCUGCCCUACAUCGACGACUCUCCAUCGUCCUCGCCGUACCUCAGCUCCAAGAGCCGGAGCAGCAGAGACACACUGUCCUCUGGCUCCCUCGAGUCCUCCAAGUCUGCUGACCUGGACCUGGAGAAAGGACUGGAGAUGCGCAAGUGGGUUUUGUCUGCCAUCCUGGCCAGUGAGGAAGUCUACCUCAGCCACCUGGAGGCGCUGUUGCUGCCCAUGAAACCACUGAAAGCCGCAGCCACCACGUCGCAGCCGGUCCUGACCAUCCCACAGAUCGAGACCAUCUUCUUCAAAGUGCCUGAGCUCUACGAGAUCCACAAAGAGUUUUACGACAGCCUCCUCCCCAGAGUACAACAGUGGAGCCACCAUCAGCGUGUAGGAGACCUCUUCCAAAAACAAGCAAGUCAGCUAGGUGUGUACCGGGCAUUCGUGGACAACUACGAACUAGCCGUGGAGACGGCAGAGAAAUGCUGCCAAGCAAAUGCACAGUUUGCCGAGAUCUCCGAGAACCUGAAAGUCCGAAGUACCAAAGAGUGCAAGGACCAGAUAGCCAAGUACUCACUGGAAACUCUCCUUUAUAAACCAGUGGAUAGAGUAACAAGAAGCACACUCGUUUUACAUGAUCUGCUAAAGCACACACCCUCAAGUCACCCGGAUCACCCCCUCCUCCAAGACGCCCUUCGUAUCUCGCAAAACUUCCUGUCAAGCAUUAACGAGGAAAGCACACCACGUCGCCAGUCUAUGACCGUGAAAAAAGGCGAGAAUCGGCAGCUGCUGAAGGACAGCUUCAUGGUGGAGUUGGUGGAAGGAGCAAGAAAACUGCGACACGUUUUCCUUUUCACUGACCUGCUGCUCUGCGCCAAGCUCAAGAAACAGAUCGGAGGGAAGAGUCAACAGUAUGACUGUAAAUGGUACAUUCCACUGUCAGAUCUGACCUUCCAGGCAGCAGAGGACACGGAACCCGUCCCGAUCCCGCAGGUCCCGGAUGAAGAACUAGACGCCGUUAAGAUUAAGAUCUCUUCCCUGAGGAGCGAGAUUCAGAGAGAGAAGAGAGCUAACAAGGGUUCAAAGGUCAUUGAGAGGCUGAAAAAGAAGCUGUCAGAACAGGAGUCACUGCUGCUUCUGACGUCUCCCAACAUGCCACUGCGAGUGCAUAACAAAAACGGCAAGAGCUACAUGUUCCUGAUCUCCUCUGACUACGAGCGCGCCGACUGGAAGGAUAUGAUUCGUGAACAACAAAAGAAAUGCUUCAAGAGUGUGUCCCUGACCUCCAUGGAGCUCCAGAUGCUCACCAACUCCUGUGUGAAACUCCAAACCGUCCACCACAUCCCUCUGACCGCCAACAAGGAAGACGACGAAUCUCCUGGACUUUACGGCUUCCUGAAUGUAAUCAUCCAUUCUGCUUCUGGACUAAAGCAAAGCUUAAAUCUGUACUGCACGAUGGAGGUCGACUCGUUCGGUUUAUUUGUGAACAAAGCCAAGACGCGUGUUUACAGAUACACUACAGAGCCCAAAUGGAACGAGGAGUUUGAGAUUGAGCUGGAAGGCUCUCAGAUGCUGAGGCUGCUUUGUUAUGACAAGAGCUACAAUAAAACCAAGAUGAGCAAAGAAGACGGAGAGAGCACGGAUCGUAUAAUCGGCAAAGGACAGAUUGUGCUGGACCCUCAGAUGCUUCAGGGUAAAGACUGGCAGAGGACUGUUAUUCCUAUGAAUGGGAUUGAGUUGAAGCUGUCUAUGAAGUUCACAAGCAGAGAGUUCAGCCUGAAGCGAACGUCCUCGUGUAAACAAGCAGGAGUGUUCGGAGUAAAGAUCUCUACGGUGACCAAACGAGAGCGCUCGAAGGUUCCGUACAUUGUCAGACAGUGUCUAGAGGAGAUUGAGAGGAGAGGAAUGGAGGAGAUCGGCAUCUACCGCGUCUCAGGAGUCGCCACUGACAUCCAAGCUCUCAAAACUGCCUUUGACACAAAUAAUAAGGAUGUCUCAGUGAUGAUGAGUGAGAUGGAUGUCAACGCCAUUGCUGGAACUCUGAAGCUUUAUUUCCGGGAGCUUCCAGAGCCACUUUUUACCGAUGAGCUCUAUCCUAACUUUGCUGGAGGCAUCGCUCUCUCAGACAGCGUGGCUAAAGAGAGUUGUAUGCUCAACCUGCUGCUGUCUCUUCCUGAACCAAACCUGGUCACAUUCCUCUUUCUACUGGAUCACCUGAAGAGGAUUGCUGAAAAGGAGAGCGUGAAUAAGAUGUCUCUGCACAACCUGGCCACGGUGUUUGGCCCAACUCUUCUCCGACCAGCAGAAAAAGACAGCAAGAUUCCCACGAACCCCACGCAGCCCAUCACCAUGGGAGACAGCUGGUCGCUCGAGGUCAUGUCACAGGUACAAGUCCUGCUGUACUUCCUUCAGCUGGAGACUAUUCCAACACCGGACAGCAAGAGACAGAGCAUCCUCUUUUCCACUGAGGUCUAAAAUAAAGCACACUGAAGCAAGAUGAACUCCAUUAAAUGGAUUAAUGUGUGUGUGUGUGAGAGAGAGAGAGCUGGAUAGAUAGAUAGAGUCCCCUGCUGGACACUAGCAGGAAUAUCAAGAAUCCCUCUUGAGGUCUACACGAAACCACUGAAGUGUGCCUGCGACUCAAAUGGAUCAUAAAUACUCACUCUUUCCGGAGCAUUCCUGACACGGCUUAGUGAUUUCUGAACUUUAGUACACUGGUCUGCUCCGUCUGCUGUCCUGGGAACUGUGUGGACUGUGGGUCAGUGCUGUAUCCUUGUAUCCUGUAUCCUUGCACACGUUCCGAUCAGCCAGCAUGGUUUGAGCCUCCUCCUCCUCUUCCUCUUCCUCUUCCUCCUCCUUCAUUUCUGUUCGCUGAGUACUAGCCCCGAACCCUGUUUCUGCUGCUGCCGUCAAAUAGUGCUCACAGCAUCAUUCCUGAGUCUGUGCUCAUUUCCAGUGUGCUGGUGUCGCUGCUAGUUAAGAUCCAAGACGCUUGCUUUAACCUAGGGCUUUCCCUCUCCCUUUUUUAGUCAUCGUGCUUAAGUUAGGAUAUUAAACCUUUUAGAUAUAAGUCGACCAAAAAUCGAACGUUGUCACCUUGAGGCACCAUUGAAAGCAAUAUGGGACGAUUAGACGCGAGCACCUUUGAUGGUUUUGUGCUUUCGUGUCAAAGAGAAAAUUCAGUCACUGGGAUAACUGCUUAAAGAACGUAACACUGAACAACGGUCAAUUUUAUUGUGUGCUGUUUCUGUUCCGUUAAUAACAAUUUUGUCUCUCAUGCCUAUUGUGAGCAAUAGUUUCAACAUAAGUGUUACAUUCUGUAGACAGUUCAAUAUGCAUUAUUAUUAUUAUUAUUAUUAUUAUUAUUAUUAUUAUUAUUAUUAUUAUUAUUAUUAUUAUUAUGUGAUUGUCUUUAAGAACUUUGUGGAAAUAUGUAUGUACAUAAUUCUUUAUUUUUUUCUUUUUUUGUUGUAGGAUUUCCUUUUAGUGUAAUGAUUAUUUAUUUAUUUUUCAACAGGCUGUCUUGUCUAUUCAUUAAAGAUAUCACUCAUGAGGAAGUAUCUAAUAGUAUGUAAGACUAAUAUAUAAAUACUGAAGCGACCUUUGACCCUUUGACUUACUUUGCCUGGUUCACAUUCCAUUUAAAGCCACAGAUAGUCACUGUGUCUUGACCUGCAGCCUUUUUUUGUGCACUAUUUUUUUUUUUUUUUUGUUAUUCUUUUGUAAUCCGAAUGCAUUGUGGGAAUAUUUUAGAGUGCUCUUGAGAUCUCAUAAUGCAACGCAAAUAAUAGAAGUGUGUCCAAAUGAUCAACAGUAUACCCAUAAUGCACUUUGCAGAUUGUAGGGAUUAGGGAACACGGCUUCGGAGGCUAUUUUGAAACACAGCCGGUGAGUUUGAUUAAGUGUAUCUGAACGAAUGCAGGACAACGUGUUUGUCCUCGUCCUUCGCGUCUGCUUUCUGAAGGAUCGUUUGCGAGGCGUCUCCAUGUCCGUGUCCUUUUCUGAGACCUCCAUGAAUUUGUGUCUUUUUUUUUCUUCCUCUCAUUAUACAGCAGUGCCUCACUGUCUUAGUGUAAUAAAGCUACAUUUGGUCUCUAAGUAGCUGUAUAUGUACAUGCAAUGUCACGGGGGAAGAAAACAUGCGCAGUGUUUCGCUUCUGUCCUCGAAUUUGUUUUUCGUUCAUCCUCUCAGUGACAUGUCAGUCAUCUUCGGCACUGUGUUCUGAAGCACCAACAAGCACCUCCUUUCAUUCGUAUUCAUAUCAGUCUCUGAGCUGUUACAAAGCAUGCAGGUAAAAAGAAAUCAACAUCUCAAUUAAAAAAAAAUCAAUAUGCAUUGCUUUUAUUUAACAUGCAGGCAUGUUUAUUUUUUUAUUUUUUUAAACGGUAAUGAAAUGUUUCAGUGUUUCAUUGUGAGCCGAACUCUUGCUUCUGUGUUGUUGUUGUUGUUGUUUUUUUUAUUUUGUGAAAGGAUUUUGUAUUUGAACUCAUAUAGUAAAACUUUUUUUUCCCUUUGUUUUAAA